Messenger RNA from Anthonomus grandis grandis, 1329 nucleotides. RefSeq lists its product as uncharacterized. The transcript is spliced from 7 exons. Bases 151 to 822 code for a protein of 223 amino acids. Lineage: Eukaryota; Metazoa; Arthropoda; Insecta; Coleoptera; Curculionidae. The record is from RefSeq and is a predicted model, not a curated record.
CCCCGUAUAAUUGUUAUAGAUAUUAGCAUUCGGGCCAAAGUGCCCCCCUGUUCAAGAUUUAGUAUAAAUACCCGCGGUGGACCUCUCCAAAGCAUCACUUCUUUCUUGCAGUUUGGUCGGUUAAACAACUAUCUAACAAACAAAUCCGCCAUGAAAGUUUUGGCCGUUACUAUCUUAGCUACCGUAGCUACCCUCAGCGCCGCCUACCCAGGUGGACAUGGUGCUAUCGCAUACAUCGGCGGUGGACAUGGAGGAUACGGCGGUCUAGGCGGAUGUGAUGAACAUGGUGGAGGUGCCGGAGGUGCCGGAUGCGGCGGACUCGGCGGCGGUCUUGGAGGUGGUCUCGGCGGUGGUCUUGGUGGUGGACUCGGAGGUGGUGCUGCUUUCGCUAUCGGCGGUAACGGAGGUGGAUACUACGGAAGCGAAGCUGCUGGUCCAACUUAUGUACAAGGUCCUGCUGCUGGAAGCAAAACUCUCUUAGGACCCGCUGAAGGACCAAAUAACAUCCAAGGAGCUUCCAACGGACCCACCAACCUCGCCGGACCACAACAAGGACCAGCUUCGAUCGUAGGACCUAGCCAAGGAACUGCCUCUGUAAUUGGACCCACUAACGGAGGAGCCCAUAUCGUAGGAGCCGCUCAAGCCCCCAUCACUUAUUCUGAAGGCGUUGCCGUAUCCACCGGAGGUUUGGGAGGUGGUUUGGGAGGUGGUCUUGGAGGUGGUCUUGGAGGUGGACACGGAAUCGCUCUUGGAGGUGGACACGGAGGACUCGGUGGAGGUUAUGGAGGUCACGGUGGAUACGUUUUAGGUAAAAAAUACUAGGUUCAUCAGCAGGUCACAUCAGCUAUGACGGCGGAGUCCUUAAAGGUCCUCAAACCGUUCAAGUCGUCAUCAAAGGUUCGUCUGGCAAGAUCGUAGCUGAUGGCCUUUACGGACUUCCCGAUGGACAUUACUAGAUAAACCGACCAUAGGCAAAUCAAUUCUUUCAGUAUUACGACUUUACUCUUUGUUUUUUUUGUUAUUGUAGUCCCCCUUUUUUAUAUUUACCUAAGAUCGUCACAACACACAAACUCGUUUCCAUCAUUAAUUUCAUUUCAUUUUUCUCGUGUGCCCGGAAAAUCGCGGUUUGUAGGCCCUCAUUGUUUUAAAAUUUGGGCAGUUCAAACGGUUUUUGACUUUUCCGGGUGCGUACCUGUGAUUUCUCAUUAUUUACGAGCUUGGUGUUACUCAUCAUGUUAUUUAAUAUGUAUAGUUUUUAUGUGUUUUUUUAUUAUUUUUUACUUGUACAAAUGUGUAUGCGUUAAUAAAUGACUCUUUUUAAAAAAAGAA